CUGCAGCAGCAGGAGGCUGAGCAGAAGACUACACUGCACUGUGAGGCGAAGCAGUGGACAGAGGGGCAGAGCGCUGGCCCCUGGGGCUCCUGGCUAACCAUGGAUGACACCUCCUCUCUGGGCAAAGUGAGCGGCUCCACUGAAUCCGUGGCCACCGUCACCAGUGAGGAGUUUGUGCUGGUGCAGCCGUCAGCCGGAGGAUCCCCCUCGGGCUCAGAGGGCAAGCCCAGACUCAAGGUGGGCCUCAGACACUCAAGACAUACACACACAUAUCUAUUCAUUUGAUCAGUCACACAGACAAAACACGCACGCACACACACAUGUAAUUGUAACAAACGGAUUACUUCUAUUGAUUAUUCCUAUAUAAUUAAUUGCUCUAGAAAGCAACUGUCCAUUCUGAAAGCCAAACUAGUUCACACACUACACAGGGUUUCACCUCUCAUACACUUCCUUUCCUUAGAUGUCCUGCAAUGGGAACGAACAGCUUGAGAGAGCCAUGGAGGAGGUGCUGGAUGACGACGUGGUGAAAGAGGAGAGGAGUGGAGGAGCAGCAGAGGAGAGAACAGAGACUUUUCAGGACUCAUUGACCUCCACAGCCCCCGGGCCACAGACAUGUCCCCAGGGCUUUGUGCUGGACCCCACACCUGCAGGUACUGUCUGCACUGAACCUCUCACCCCUUAGGGCAAUGAAUCAGUUCAUGAUGUAUGGAAAAGUUAACGCAUGAGCAUUUCAAUGUACAGAGUCAGACACGUCAUAUCGAAACAUCUAUGUAGAUUAUAUAUAUAUAUAUAUAUAUAUAUAUAUAUAUAUUUUACAAACUCAGCAAAAAAAGAAACGUCCCUUUUUCAGGACCCUGUCUUUCAAAGAUAAUUUGUAAAAAUCCAAAUAACUUCACAGAUCUUCAUUGUAAAGGGUUUAACCACUGUUUCCCAUGCUUGUUCAAUUAAACAUAAACAAUUAAUGAACAUGCACCUGUGGAACGGUCGUUAAGACACGCUAACAGCUUACAGACGGUAAGCAAUUAAGGUCACAGUUAUGAAAACAUAGGACACUAAAGAGGCCUUUCUACUGACUCUGGAAAAACACCAAAAGAAAGAUGCCCAGGGUCCCUGCUCAUCAGCGUGAACGUGCCUUAGCCAUGCUGCAAGGAGGCAUGAGGACUGCAGAUGUGGCCAGGGCAAUAAAUUGCAAUAUCCGUACUGUGAGACGCCUAAGACAGCGCUACAGGGAGACAGGACGAACAGCUGAUCGUCCUCACAGUGGCAGACCACGUGUAACAACACCUGCACAGGAUCUGUACAUCCGAACAUCACACCUGCGGGACAGGAACAGGAUGGAAACAACAACUGCCCGAGUUACACCAGGAACGUACAAUCCCUCCAUUACUGCUCAGACUGUCCACAAUAGGCUGAGAGAGGCUGGACUGAGGGCUUGUAGGCCUGUUGUAAGGCAGGUCCUCACCAGACAUCACCGGCAACAACGUCGGCUAUGGGCACAAACCCACCGUCGCAGGACCAGACAGGACUGGCAAAAAGUGCUCUUAACUGACGAGUCGCGGUUUUGUCUCACCAGGGGUGAUGGUCGGAUUCGAGUUUAUCGUCGAAGGAAUGAGCAUUACACCGAGGCCUGUACUCUGGAGCGGGAUCGAUUUGGAGGUGGAGGGUCCAUCAUGGUCUGGGGCGGUGUAUCACAGCGUCACCGGACUGUGCUUGUUGUCAUUGCAGGCGAUCUCAACGCUGUGCGUUACAGGGAAGACAUCCUCCUCCCUCAUGUGGUACCCUUCCUGCAGGCUCAUCCUGACUUGACCCUCCAGCAUGACAAUGCCACCAGCCAUACUGCUCGUUCUGUGCGUGAUUUCCUGCAAGACAGGAAUGUCAGUGUUCUGCCAUGGCCAGCGAAGAGCCUGGAUCUCAAUCCCAUUGAGCACGACUGGGACCUGUUGGAUCGGAGGGUGAGGGCUAGGGCCAUCCCGCCCCAGAAAUGUCCGGGAACUUGCAGGUGCCUUGGUGGAAGAGUGGGGUAACAUCUCACAGCAAGAACUGGCAAAUCUGGUGCAGUCCAUGAGGAGGAGAUGCACUGCAGUACUUAAUGCAGCUGGUGGCCAUCUGGCAGAUACUGACUGUUACUUUUGAUUUUGACCCCCCCUUUGUUCAGGGACACAUUAUUCAAUUUCUGUUAGUCACAUGUCUGUGGAACUUGCUCAGUUUGUCUCAGUUGUUGAAUCUUAUGUUCAUACAAAUAUUUACACAUGUUAAGUUUGCUGAAAAUAAACGCAGUUGACAGUGAGAGGAUGUUUCUUUUUUUGAUUAGUUUAUAUAUAUACAUACAGUGGGGAGAACAAGUAUUUGAUACACUGCCGAUUUUUCAGGUUUUCCUACUUACAAAACAUGUAGAGGUCUGUAAUUUUUAUCAUAGGUACACUUCAACUGUGAGAGACGGAAUCUAAAACAAAAAUCCAGAAAAUCACAUUGUAUGAUUUUUAAGUAAUUAAUUUGCAUUUUAUUGCAUGACAUAAGUAUUUGAUACAUCAGAAAAGCAGAACUUAAUAUUUGGUACAGAAACCUUUGUUUGCAAUUACAGAGAUCAUACGUUUCCUGUAGGUCUUGACCAGGUUUUCACACACUGCAGCAGGGAUUUUGGCCCACUCCUCCAUACAGACCUUCUCCAGAUCCUUCAGAUUUCGGGGCUGUCGCUGGGCAAUACGGACUUUCAGCUCCCUCGAAAUAUUUUCUAUUGGGUUCAGGUCUGGAGACUGGCUAGGCCACUCCAGGACCUUGAGAUGCUUCUUACGGAGCCACUCCUUAGUUGCCCUGGCUGUGUGUUUCGGGUCGUUGUCAUGCUGGAAGACCCAGCCACGACCCAUCUUCAAUGCUCUUACUGAGGGAAAGAUGGCCAAGAUCUCGCGAUACAUGGCCCCAUCCAUCCUCCCCUCAAUACGGUGCAGUCGUCCUGUCCCCUUUGCAGAAAAGCAUCCCCAAAGAAUGAUGUUUCCACCUCCAUGCUUCACGGUUGGGAUGGUGUUCUUGGGGUUGUACUCAUCCUUCUUCUUCCUCCAAACACGGCGAGUGGAGUUUAGACCAAAAAGCUCUAUUUUUGUCUCAUCAGACCACAUGACCUUCUCCCAUUCCCUCCUCUGGAUCAUCCAGAUGGUCAUUGGCAAACUUCAGACGGGCCUGGACAUGCGCUGGCUUGAGCAGGGGGACCUUGCGUGCGCUGCAGGAUAUUAAUCCAUGACGGCGUAGUGUGUUACUAAUGGUUUUCUUUGAGACUGUGGUCCCAGCUCUCUUCAGGUCAUAGACCAGGUCCUGCCGUGUAGUUCUGGGCUGAUCCCUCACCUUUAUACAGGUAACGAGUUCAAACAGGUGCAGUUAAUACAGGUAAUGAGUGGAGAACAGGAGGGCUUCUUAAAGAAAAACUAACAGGUCUGUGAGAGCAGGAAUUCUUACUGGUUGGUAGGUGAUCAAAUACUUAUGUCAUGCAAUAAAAUGCAAAUUAUUUAUUUAAAAAAUCAUACAAUGUGAUUUUCUGGAUUUUCGUCUCUCACAGUUGAAGUGUACCUAUGAUAAAAAUUACAGACCUCUACAUGCUUUGUAAGUAGGAAAACCUGCAAAAUCGGCAGUGUAUCAAAUACUUGUUCUCCCCACUGUAUAUAGGCUUUUGCUGGCUGUUCUGGUGACCUCAAUGUAGAAUAACAUUUUAUCAUAACUACAUGAUUUGAAGAAUAGUUUCACAUGCUUUAUGUACAGUAGGUGAAAUCAGUAGAAAAGAUACGCAAUGUCAUCCUAUCAUCAAUUGUUACUGAGUAGUAUCAUAGUGUACUGUACUGGCCAUACAGACUAGGCGAUGUCAAUGUGCCCUGGUACUGUAUGUCACAGGGCUGGCUAACCAAAACACAGGCUACAAAAUACAGUUACAUUAUCAGUGAUGCAUGUCAUGUAUUUAUCUAUUUGAGAACAAAUUAACUUCUUCAGUCCAACCUGGUUGUAAGUAGUCUGCAAGUGUGGCACAAACAUUUUUGGCCAUGACUGUGCAAGUCAGCAGUUCACAUCCAGGUGCUGCGGUUCUGUCCUCAUUGUUUCACAUCCUGUUGUUGAGUGUGAAAGUACAGGUUAGACAUUACUUCCUCUCUCCACAAGUGGCUUCCUCAACUACAGAGGACUAUCGUUGUGUUUUGUCCUCUGUAUAAAAGUAACUUUGUUUUAUGUUUGUUUUUACUGGUAUUUUGUUACAUUAACAUUUUACAUACAUGGUACUUUUAUACACAGUAUGACAUAACAGAAAAAUAGUUUUUUUGAUAUACACAUUAAACAUUACAUUAGAUGUGACAGAUUACAGAAAGGCGGAGGAGUGGCUAUAUAGGUCAAAUCUAAUUUCAUAGCGUUCCAAUCUCUAAAUAUCUCUGUUCCCAAGAAAUUUGAGCUCCUGGUUAUAGAUGUGUCCAUAAACCAGAUAACACAUUUAUUUGUUGCUGGGAUUUACCGCCCCCCUGCUGCCAUGGCGGAUGCUAUUGGUGCUGUAUCUGAGUGUUUAAAGCCUUUUCUGUUUUAUGUCCUCGGAGUUGGUCAUUUUAGGGGAUUUGAAACUGGAUUGGCUAUCCCCGGCCUCAGAUCAAUUUUAGAGUAUAUGCAUUGAUUUUAAACUUACUCAAUUGAUAUCAAAACACACAUGGCUAAAUGUGAAAAACCCUGUUAACUCAUCAUUGAUUGAUUUAAUUCUUACUAGUAACCCCCAUAAAUGUUUGUCUAGUGGUGUAUUUGCAUAUGAUCUGUGAUCAUUGUCCCAUAGUAUUAGAGAUAAGAAACAGCAAAAUACUAAUCCUUGUUUAAUUAAGAAGAUACAUUUAAAAAAGUUUUCUCCUCAAGGGUUUUUACAUGACGUGAUUUAGCUUUUGUCUCCUGUAUUCCUUACCCUAUAAAAAUUAUCCUCCAUAUUUAUUUAUCUGGCAGAUAAAUACGUCCCUUUUUAAACAAUUCAGAGUCAAAGAUUGAUCUAACCCUUGGUUUUCUUCUGAGUUAUCUGAACUGAUUCAGAUGCGAAAUAAGGCCUGGGCCAAAGCAAGAAAAACUGACUCUGUAGUGGACUGGCAAUCUUUCAGACAAUUGAGAAACAGAUGUACUAUCUCGAUUUUAAGAAAGCUAAAUCAAGCUACUUUUUAAGCUCCAUCUUUGACUCUGCUGGUGAUCCUUUUUAAAUUUUGGAAAACAGUAAAUGCACUGAAGCGUACAAGUUCCUCUUCUUCCCUGCCUAAGCAAGUUCUGUCUGACUCUGGCGUAAUAACUGAGAAGAAUGGGAAAAGUGAUGCUUUUAAUCAUCAUUUAAUCUCGGCAGGCUUUUUAUUUGAGAGAAAGAGUGGUUUAAUUGAUCAUGGUCAGUCAAUCGACUAAACAUUCUUGCCUAGCUAAAAUAUUAGAAUCCUUGAUUAAUUCUCAGCUAAAAACGUUCUUAUCUUUGAAAUGUAUUCUAAAUGUACAUCAGUUGGAUUUUAGACCAGGUCGUAGCACUAUCUCUGCUGAAUCUGGUAAUGAAUGGUGUGGCUGUUGAACAAGUUGAGGAGACUAAAUUACUUGGUAUUACCUUAGAUUGUGAGCUGUCAUGGUCGAAACAUAUAGAUUCAGUGGUUGUAAAGAUGGGGAGCAGUUUGUCCAUGAUAAAGAGAUGCUCUGCUUUUUUGACACAACACUCCACAAAGCAAGUCCUGCAGGCUCUAGUUUUAUCUUGAUUAUAGUCCAGUCAUAUGGUCAAGUGCUGCAAAGAAAGACCUGGUUAAUCUGCAGCUGGUCUUGCUCUUCAUUGUAAUCAGAGGGCUAAUAUUAAUACUAUCCAUGCCAUUCUCUCUUGGCUAAGAGUUGAGGAAAGACUGUGUCACUUCUUGUUUUUAAAAGAAACAAUGUGUUGGAAAUUCCUAAUUGUUUGCGCAGUCACAGGCACUGACACGCACUUACCCCACCAGACAUGCCACCAGGGGUCCUUUUCACAGUCCCAAGGUCCAGAGCACCUUACGAUCCCACACAGACACUCACCUAAUGUUAUAUUGCUCUUUGGUCUUUUGCACAUUCUGCACAUCUCAUCCAGUGUUAUACUAUUGUAAUAUUCUGCACUUAGCCUAUUAUUGCCUACCCAAAUCAAGGAAACGGACAGUAUUAUACAGAGCCAUGAGUGCAUGGAACUCCCAUCUUAUAUUGCGCAAGUAAACAGCAAACCUGGUUUAAAACAACAAAUAAAACAACUCCUCACGGCACAACGCCUCUCCCCAUGUGACCUACUUGUUGUGUGUAUGUACUGACAUGUACAGUGCAUUUGGAAAGUAUUCAGACCCCUUGACCUUUUCCACAAUUUUGUUACGUUACAGCCUGUUUUUUCCCCUCAUCAAUCUACACACAAAACCCCAUAAUGACAAAGCGAAAAGUUUUUUGAAAUUUUAGCAAAUGUAUUAAAAAACCCUCAACUGAAAUCACAUUUACAUACAGUGGGGAAAAAAGUAUUUAGUCAGCCACCAAUUGUGCAAGUUCUCCCACUUAAAAAGAUGAGAGAGGCCUGUAAUUUUCAUCAUAGGUACACGUCAACUAUGACAGACAAAAUGAGAAAAUAAAUCCAGAAAAUCACAUUGUAGGAUUUUUAAUGAAUUUAUUUGCAAAUUAUGGUGGAAAAUAAGAAUUUGGUCAAUAACAAAAGUUUCUCAAUACUUUGUUAUAUACCCUUUGUUGGCAAUGACACAGGUCAAACGUUUUCUGUAAGUCUUCACAAGGUUUUCACACACUGUUGCUGGUAUUUUGGCCCAUUCCUCCAUGCAGAUCUCCUCUAGAGCAGUGAUGUUUUGGGGCUGUCGCUGGGCAACACGGACUUUCAACUCCCUCCAAAGAUUUUCUAUGGGGUUGAGAUCUGGAGACUGGCUAGGCCACUCCAGGACCUUGAAAUGCUUCUUACGAAGCCACUCCUUCGUUGCCCGGGCGGUGUGUUUGGGAUCAUUGUCAUGCUGAAAGACCCAGCCAUGUUUCAUCUUCAAUGCCCUUGCUGAUGGAAGGAGGUUUUCACUCAAAAUCUCACGAUACAUGGCCCCAUUCAUUCUUUCCUUUACACGGAUCAGUCGUCCUGGUCCCUUUGCAGAAAAACAGCCCCAAAGCAUGAUGUUUCCACCCCAAUGCUUCACAGUAGGUAUGGUGUUCUUUGGAUGCAACUCAGCAUUCUUUGUCCUCCAAACACGACGAGUUGAGUUUUUACCAAAAAGUUAUAUUUUGGUUUCAUCUGACCAUAUGACAUUCUCCCAAUCCUCUUCUGGAUCAUCCAAAUGCACUCUAGCAAACUUCAGACGGGCCUGGACAUGUACUGGCUUAAGCAGGGGGACACGUCUGGCACUGCAGGAUUUGAGUCCCUGGCGGCGUAGUGUGUUACUGAUGGUAGGCUUUGUUACUUUGGUCCCAGCUCUCUGCAGGUCAUUCACUAGAUCCCCUGGUGUGGUUCUGGGAUUUUUGCUCACCGUUCUUGUGAUCAUUUUGACCCCACGGGGUGAGAUCUUGCGUGGAGCCCCAGAUCGAGGGAGAUUAUCAGUGGUCUUGUAUGUCUUCCAUUUCCUAAUAAUUGCUCCCACAGUUGAUUUCUUCAAACCAAGCUGCUUACCUAUUGCAGAUUCAGUCUUCCCAGCCUGGUGCAGGUCUACAAUUUUGUUUCUGGUGUCCUUUGACAGCUCUUUGGUCUUGGCCAUAGUGGAGUUUGGAGUGUGAAUGUUUGAGGUUGUGGACAGGUGUCUUUUAUACUGAUAACAAGUUCAAACAGGUGCCAUUAAUACAGGUAACGAGUGGAGGACAGAGGAGCCUCUUAAAGAAGAAGUUACAGGUCUGUGAGAGCCAGAAAUCUUGCUUGUUUGUAGGUGACCAAAUACUUAAUUCCACCAUAAUUUGCAAAUAAAUUCAUUAAAAAUCCUAUUGUUGAAGUCGUGUCGUGAUUAAAGCCUAGAAUCCUUACAUAAGGGUUCAGGUUACUCAGUACUUUGUUGAAGUACCUUUGUCAGUGAUUAAAGCCUAGAGUCUUCUUGGGUAUGACGCUACAAGCUUGGCAUACCUGUAUUUGAGGACUUUCUCCUAUUCUUCUCUGCAGAUCCUCUCAAGCUCUGUCAGGUUGGAUGGGAACGUCGCUGCACAGUUAUUUUCAGGUCUCUCCAGAGAUGUUAGAUCGGGUUCAAGUCCGGCCUCUGGCUGGGCCACUCAACGACAUUCAGAGACUUGUCCCGAAGCCACUCCUGCGUUCUCUUGGCUGUGUCCUUAUGCUUCCUGGUCACCUCCCUGACCAAGGCCUUUCUCCCCUGAUUGCUCAGUUUGGCCGGGCGGCCAGCUCUAGGAAGAGUCUUGGUGGUUCCAAACUUCUUCCAUUUAACAAUGAUGAAGGCCACUGUGUUCUUGGAGACCUUCAAUGCUGCAUAAAUGUUUUUGGUACCCUUCCCAAGAUCAGUGCCUUGACACAAUCCUGUCUCAGAGCUCUACAGACAAUUCCUUCGACGUCAUGGCUUGGUUUUUGCUCUGACAUGCACUGUCAACUGUGGGACCUUAUGUAGACAGGUGUGUGCCUUUCCAAAACAUGUCCAAUCUAUUGAAUUUACCACAGGUAAUCAAGUUAUAGAAACAUCUCAAGGAUGAUCAAUGGAAACAUGAUGCACCUGAGCUCAAUUUCGAGUGUCAUAUCGAAGGGUCUGAAUACUUAUGUAAGUAAGGUCUUUCUGUUUUUUACUUUUAAUAAUUUUGCAAUAAUCUCUAAAAACCUGUUUUCGCUUUGUCAUUAUGGGGUAUUGUGUGUAUAUUGAUGAGGAAGUUGUUUUUAUUUAAUCCAUUUUAGAAUAAUGCUGUAACAAAAUGUGGGGGAAGGGGUCUGAAUACUUUCCGAAUGCACUGUAUGUAAUUCAGGGCUCAUCUAUAAAAGAGUACAACUCAGUAUUAUCCCUGAUAAAAUAAAAGUUAAAUAAAAAAAUUACCUCGUACUCUCGACAUACCCGGUAUACAUGAUUUAAAUAGUGUUUUUUGGUCAUAACUAUUACAGAUCAUGAGCUUUAUUCCCAGCCCUCAGUUACUCUCAGCCCAUCCCACCUAUCUCCGUAGACCACCCUCUCUUGAUUUCCAUUAUCCUCUGUACUACUUUAGCAGUAAACUUUGCAUCAGAUUACUCUUAUCAUCAAAGGCUAAAUCAUAAUAGCAUCAAAUAAUCAAUUAGUAAAUUCUAUCCCAUUUCAGUUCAGGUACCAUUUUACUGAGGAUUUACCCAGGAUUAGGCAACCUGUUUAUUCCACAGAGCUACCCUUGUCUGCCCUAUCAUUCUAAACAAUAAGUAACCUUUGACCUAUUGUCUGUCUGCUCCCUCAGUGGAGUCAGUGUGUCUUCCCGCAGGGCAGGGCAGCCCAUCAGUCCAGGAGGAGGACAGUGUUCAGUUCAGUAAGCUGUCCUACCUGGGCUGUACGUGGGUGAAGGCCCCUCGCAGUGAGCCCGAGGCCCUGAGAGCCAUGACUACGCUGCGGGCAGAGAGUGCCGUCCCCAUUCCCAUCACCCUCCAUGUGCCCAAUGUACCAGAGGGCUGCGUCAGGUCAGUCAUAUCGAGACUAUAGUAUGUGAAAUGUGUGUGUGUGUGUGUGUGUGUGGUCUCUGUGGGUAGAGAGAAGCAUCUCCAUCAUGUGACACCCUUUGUGCCCAACGUGCGUCAGAUCAGUCAUAUACACACCAAUGUACUGCACCAAUGCACUGCAGUGUAUAUAUGAAUGUGAUAUAUUUUUUCAGCUCUGGGUCAUUUCUCCCUCAGUGGAGUCCGUGUGUCCUCCCGCAGGGCAGCCCUCCAGUCCAGGAGGAGGACAGUGUUCAGUUCAGUAAGCUGUCCUACCUGCUAGAGCGCGAUGGGACAAGGAAAUCCCGGCCGGCCAAACCCUCCUCUAACCCGGACGACGCUGGGCCAGUUGUGAGCCGCCUCAUGGGUCUUCCGGUCACGGCCGGCUAUGACACAGCCUGGGAACGAACCCGGGGCUGUAGUGAUGCUUCAAGCACUGCGAUGCAGUGCCUUAGACCGCUGCGCCACUCGGUAGGCCCCAAAUAAAUAGUUUUGACGGUAUUGAAAAACCAUCCAGUGGCUUUUUCCAAAUCUCCCGCUAUACGGUAUAUACAGUAUACUGCCCAAGAUUUCUUGCAACAUGUACUUGCUAUUGUGUGUAUGACUCCUGUCCAAGUCUAUGCAACAAGUAGGCUAAACCUUUAUUCAUCUGAAAUGGGACAUCAUUAAUAUUGCACCAACAACCAGAUUGUCUUCAUUGAAGCAAAAGUUGAAAGAUUGAAUAUGCCCAUCCUGGCAGUGUCAUUUAUAGACGUGAGCACCUGCUCUGUGGUUAAAGCAGUUUGACAAAUAUUUAAACAUAGACACAACCACCACACAAGCCUGUAGUUAACCAUGGAAAAAAGAUAAUGACAUGAGACUAUGAAAAUAAACUUUAAUGUGUACACUAAUAGAUAUUUCUCUACACCUAACCUUUCAAGUUUACAGAAAGAGAAAAUUAAAUGAUGAACCAUGUCUCAUUGCGUUUGCCAGAUGAGAAGCUCACACGUCGUUUGUGGGAAAUAACAUGACUGAUAACAACAGAGGUAAUUAGUGGAGCGUGUUGAUGCGCCCUAAGAAAAAGUUGAAUUAAAAACACUUAACGUCAGGCCUCCCGAGUGGCGCAGCGGUCUAAGGCACUGCAUCGCAGUGCUAGAGGCGUCACUACAGACCCGGGUUCGAUCCCAGGCUGUGUCGCAGCCGGCAGAGACCCAUGAGGCGGCACACAAUUGGCCCAGCAUCGUCCGGGGUAGGGGAGUGUCUGGCCGGCCGGGAUGUCCUUGUCCCAUCGUGCUUUAGCGACUCUAGCGGCUCUUGCGACUAGCGGCUGGCUUCUGGGUUAAGCGAGCAGUGUGUCAAGAAGCAGUGCGGCUUCACGAAAUUGGGGAGAAAAAGGGGUAAAAAGUACGAAAAUUGACAAAUACCCUAACGUCAAUGUGUAUGAGUCUUAGGUGGCCUAGGCCUAACUAAACAAUUUCUAACUCAUAACUUACACACCUAUGGAGAGUUGAGAGAUUUGGAUUGUUGCAAGACACAUAUCAAUAGGAUUUGCCAGGCUUAUGUCUUGAAAUCCUCUCCCCUGUCGUCUCCCCUGCCUCAGGAUCGUGGACCAGGCGUCAGGCACGGAGAUAGCUUCCUUCCCCAUCUACAAGGUGCUGUUCUGCUCCCGGGGUCGCGAGGGCUCCAUCGAGAGCGACUGCUUCUCCUUCACUGAGAGCUACCGUAGCUCUGAGGAUUUCCAGAUCCACGUCUUCUCCUGCCAUAUCAAGGAAGCUGUGAGUCACUUCUAUUCUAUUGAAUUUCAUUCUAUUCUAUUUAUUGUUUGGAUAAUCAUUAUUGGUACAGCAAUAUACAGUAAUGGAGUAAACAUACACUUGAUUUGGAGGUAAUCAAGAUGGCGACCAUGAAGUAGUCAGGUGAAGGUGAUCCGUUUGGCAUUCCCUCUCUUUAUUAAAAUAUGCCUCUUAAUAAGGAAAGAACUCUACUCAAAAGUCCCCUGUAGCUCAGUUGGUAGAGCAUGGCGCUUGCAACGCCAGGUUUGUGGGUUCGUUUCCCACGGGGGGCCAGUAUGAAAAAUGUAUGCACUCACUAACUGUAAGCCGCUCUGGAUAAGAGCGUCUGCUAAAUGACAAAAAUGUCAAUGUAAGAAAUAACUGAAAUGUUAUGUAUGCAACUGCAUGUUAUGGCAAAUACUAGAUAGAGAAAUUAAGAUAAACAUACACAGCGAAACAACGCGACCAAGUAGCUGCCGACUUGACUAAAGUGAGUUUGUAGACACUACUCACAGAAAUUCUCACUGGCAAUGAGAAACUGUCACGAGAAGAUCUCCAGAAAACCGUGGCUGAACAAAAAGGAAUCAUACCGGGGCUUACUGAAAGAUUAAGCGGGAUGGAGGACCUCAGUCGCCGUUCAAGUCUUCGUUUCACGAAUUUCCCCAAGAGCUGUGGAGCAUCCGGAAUGGAGGAAUUCCUGGAGGGGGUAAUACCACAACUACUGGUCCAGGAGAGCAUCACACGGGCUCCCACAAUCGAACGAGCGGCCCGAGAGGGGACACAAGCAGCAAACCAAGGGACAUCAUCGCAAAGUUCCUUAACUAUAGGGACAAAGAUUAAGUUAUACGACAGGUCAUCCAAGCCAAAAAGUCAGGAGUCUGACCUUUUUUGUAUGAGGUUCAUUGGAUUUAUGUGAACACCGACAUGUGCAGAGACCUCUACAUGAAACUGAGUGAAUUCAACCCAAUAAGAAAAAGUUGCAUGAAGAACUAAUCCCUUUCUCUCUGGUGUACCCCACAUAACUACGGGUCAAAUGGAAGGAAAGGGACAUCUCACUGAAUAAUCGAAUUAGACUCCCAACAUACAAAUAACUCUAUUAGAAUGGUACGGGACUACAAUACAGUUUUAAGUAUGUCAGUGAACCGUGAAGACAAUCAUACUACUAACUAUCACCAUCUGGCGCUCAAAGAGAUAAUGAAUAUUAUGGACACGUUGGAUUUGACGACGAGGCUUAAAAACCCGGAUCUCGUAAAAUAUACUUAAGCUAAUUGGAUUGAUUAUUUUCUGGUAUCCGUUUCUAUGGUGCCAAAAGUGAAAAAUAAUAUGGAUUUGAAGGUCAAACUGUAUUGUUAGGGGAUCUGAAAAACCAUGAUCAGUCAAUGGGAAAUAUCAUUAUACUCUUGGGUGAAGUAUUUAUUUUUAGGGCAAUAUCAGUAGAAGUGUUACAAAUAGGGAGGUUCAAGACCCUCGUAAGACAUAGUAAAAUUAUUGCAAAAGGAAAUGGCAAAAUGGCGUUCUACUGGGAAAGAUGGGUUAAUCUGUGGACGUCGGAGGGUUGGAGAUCAGAAUGAAUGGGUGAAAAUCCAGCACUUGAAGAAAGAGGCAAUUAGGAUAUGUAUAAUAAUUGAACUACCUGUAUCGUAGAUGUGAGCGAAAUAUUGUAGAUGUAAGUAGAAGUCCGUUAGUUUACUCCAAGUAGGGUAGGGGGAAAGUAUAGAAGGAAAAAACAUGCAAACAAUGAAAUUGAUAAUUGUAGGUUCUAUCUGUAAUAUUAAAGCAGAUCUACCAUACACUUUAUUUUAUUUGAAUGAAUCAAGGAUCAAUCGGCUGGCUGUCUACCAGCCUUUAAACUUUCAAUUCUAACAGACUAUAAAGUACAAUUCUAUUCUCUCUUUUCCCCUCCUCUCCCCCUCUUCCUACAGGUGAGCCGGAUCCUGUACAGUUUCUCCACAGCGUUCCGCCGCUCCUCCAAGCCAGCCCCUGACGUGAGGGACUCGGCCCUGCCCCUCUCCCUCGACAGUGACCUCUUCAACUUCACAGUCUCACUGGAGGUGCGGGAGGAUGACAGCAAGGGAAACUACAGGUCAGCAUGUAGCCACUAAACGCGCACUUAUGCAUGCUAUGGGGUGAAAUCACUCACUCACUUUAACAGACCUUUAAGCCAACAACUUACUUUUUGUGUCUUUCCAUCUUUAUCUUCCCCCGUUCUCCUCUCCUCAGCCCAGUUCCCAAGGACCGGGACAAGUUCUACUUCAAGCUGCGGCAGGGCGUGCAGAAGAAGGUGGUGGUCACGGUCCAGCAGAUGAGCAACCAAGAGCUGGGCAUUGAGAGGUGAGGGGCUGCUGCCCACUUGAUCCUUCUGUAAGGGCUUCUGAGCUGCAUACACUAGACGGCACCACUGUCCUAUACUGUAGCAUGCUGUUCUUGUUAUGAACAAGAACACACAACCCCUCUGGUUCAUAUAGGUAAAUACAAGAUGGAGACCGUGGGAAAGCUUGACAUAAGGAAAUAUUAUACAAUAGACAAAUAUUUUUUUGUGCGAUUUGACUUAAAUGUAUUUUUCAUGCACAGUCAUUGGAAAUGAAACAAUGAAGAUAAGAUUAGCCAACACAAAUAGUCAUUAUAGAAUUGCGCAGCGAGGAACCAGAAGAGCGAGUGUCCUCAUUUCAUGCUAGUCUAUGCUGAAGUCAUUGUGAUGUGUGUUGAGUGUGUUUGUUUACAGUUUUAGACAGUGCAGCAGUUUAGCUAGUUGAAUUAAGUCAGGUUUCUCACAUAGCCUUCCUUCUUGUCACUCUGUUUUGUGUUUUCUGAAAGGCAUUUAAUAACCUUUUAGUUACAGUGCAUUCGGAAAGUAUUCAGACCCCUUGACCGUUUACACAUUUUGUACAUUACUGCCUUAUUCUAAAAUGGAUUAAAUAAAAAUCCUCAUCAAGUUACACACAAUACCCCAUAAUGACAAAGCAAAAACAGUUUUUUUUGAAAUUGUUGCUAAUUUAUAAAAAGAAAAUAAAAUAAAUAACUUGUCCUACUGAAAUUACUCAGCAGUAGCUGAUGCAUCUGCAGUGUGCACAGUGAGAGUGACCUGAUAAUCGAAACCUACAAAUAGUCUAUCUGAGCUGAAGGCUAUGUCUAACGGUAUCUGCCGGUAAACCAUGAGAGAGAAUAAAUGACCUGAUAACGAGAGAAAUAGACGCCAUAGAUUACUAGAAUAAUCCUAUAUAAAAGAGUCUGAAAUAAACUCUUAAGAGACCUUCCCAAAAGAGACAAUGAACGCUUGAUCACUAACACUGAUCGCCAUGUGGGUGUUUAGCAAUCCCACCACAUGCUAGUAUAAACAGCCCAUCCAACACGGUGGACACUAUAGCAGCCUUGAUUAGUCAUCGCAUAGCUAUACGGCGUCAGCUUCCCCACUAAUGUCCAGGGUGAUAACUUAAAAUCUGAGGAAGAAAGGUUAGGAUUAGGUAGAAGUAUCCAUUUAAAAUGAGGCUGUACUCCUGUGUGUAUAUACAGUGCAUUCGGAAAGUAUUCAGACCCCUUCCCCUUUUCUACAUUUUGUUACGUUACAGCCUUAUUCUAAAAUUGAUUAAAAAUAAAAAUCCUCAUCAAUCUACACACAGAUUCUUUAGCAAAUGUAUUACAAAUAAAAAACAAAAAUAGCUUAUUUACAUGAGUAUUCAGACCAUUUGCUAUGAGACUCGAAAUUGAGCUCAGGUGCAUCCUGUUUCCAUUGAUCAUCCUUGAGCUGUUUCUACAACUUGAUUGGAGUCCACCUGUGGUAGAUUCAAUUGAUUGGACAUGAUUUGGAAAGGCACACACCUGUCUAUAUACGGUCCCACAGUUGACAGUGCAUGUCAGAGCAAAAACCAAGCCAUGAGGUCGAAGGAAUUGUCCGUGGAGCUCCGAGACAGGAUUGUGUCGAGGCACAGAUCUGGGGAAGGGUACGAAAACAUUUCUGCAGCAUUGAAAGGUCCCCAAGAACACAGUGGCCUCCAUCAUUCUUAAAUGGAAGAAGUUUGGAACCACCAAGACUCUUCCUUAAGCUGGCCGCUUGACAGCCUGUUUGGAGUUUGCCAAAAGGCACCUAAAAGACUCAGACCAUGAGAAACACGAUUCUCUGGUCUGAUGAAACCAAGAUUGAACUCUUUGGCCUGAAUACCAAGCGUAACAUCUGGAGGAAACCUGGCACCAUCCCUAUGGUGAAGCAUGGUGGUGGCAGCAUCAUGCUGUGGGGAUGUUGAGGUAGAUAUGUACACUGAACAAAAAUAUAAACGCAAUAUGUAAAUGUUUGUCUGUUUCAUGAGAUGAAAUAAAAGAUCCCAGAAAUGUUCCAUACGCACAAAAAGCUUAUUUCUCUGAAUUGUUGUGUACAAAUUUGUUUACAUCCCUUUUAGUGAGCAUUUCUACUUUGCCAAGAUAAUCCAUCCACCUGAUGUGUGGCAUAUCAAGAAGCUGAUUUAAACAGCAUUAUCAUUACACAGGUGCACCUUGUGCUAGGGACAAUAAAAGGCCUCUCUAAAAUGUGCAGUUUUGUCACAUAACACAAUGCCACAAAUGUCUGAUGUUUUGAGGGAGUGUGCAAUUGGCAUGCUGACUGCAGGAAUGUCCACCAGAGCUGUUGCCAGAGAAUGUUAUGUUCAUUUCUCUGCCAUAAGCCGCUUCCAACGUUGUUUUAGAGAAUUUGGCAGCACGUCCAACCGGCCUCACAACCGCAGACCACGUGUAUGGCGUUGUGUGGGCGAGCGGUUGGCUGAUGUAAUCGUUGUGAACAGAGUGCCCCAUGGUGGUGGUGGUGGGGUUAUGGUAUGGGCAGGCAUUAGCUAUGGACAACGAAUACAAUUUGUUUUUUAGAAUGCAAUUUCAAUACACCGAAAUGCUGUGACUAGAUCUUGAGGCACAUAUUUUUUAUAAAUAUUGUCUGUGACCAACAGAUGCAUAUCUGUGUUCCCAGUCAUGUGAAAUCCAUAGAUUAGGGCCUAAUGAAUUGAUUUCAAUUGACUGAUUUCCUCAUAUGAACUGUAACUCUGUAAAAUCUUUGAAAUUGUUGCAUGUUGCGUUUUAUAUUUUAGUUCAGUAUACAUAUAAGUAAGGAUAAAUUUACUAAGUAAAAUGAUAGACAAUAAUCAGUAACAGCAGUGCAUGUGAUGAGUCAAAGGAGUUAGUGCAAAAAGGGUCAAUGCAGAUUAAAAGUUAACCAAUAGUUACUGACUAACUAUUUAGCAGUCUUAUGGCUUGGGGGUAGAAGCUGUUCAGGGUCCUGUUGGUUCCAGACUUGGUGCAUCGGUAUGGCUUGCCAUGCGGUAGCCGAGAGAACAGUCUAUGACUUGGGUGGCAGGAGUCUUUGACAAUUUUUAGGGCCUUCCUCUGACACUGCCUGGUAUAGAGGUCCUGGAUGGCAGUGAUGGACUGGGCUGCAUGCACUACCCUGUGUAGCGCCUUGUGGUCGGAUGCCAAGCCAAUGCCAUACCAAGCGGUGAUGCAGCCAGUAAAGAUGCUCUCAAUGGUGCAGCUGUAGAACCUUUUGAGGAUCUGAGGGCCCAUGACAAAUCUUUUUGGUGUUGUCGUGCCCUCUUCACAACUGUGUUGGUGUGUAUGGACCAUGAUAAUUCCUUAGUGAUAUGGACACAGAGUAACUUGAAGCUCUCGACCUGCUCCACUGUGGCUGGGGGCGUGCUCAGCCCUCUUUUUCCUGUAGUCCACGUUCAGCUCCUUUGUCUUGCUGACGUUGAGGGAGAGGUUCCUGUCCUGGCACCACACGGCCAGGUCUCUGACGACCUCGUAAACAUACUGAUGGUGUUGGAGUCGUGCACGGCCACGCAGUCGUGGGUGAACAGGGAGUACAGGAGGGGACUAAGCACGCACCUUUGAGGGGCCCCCCGUGUUGAGGGUCAGCGUGGCAGAUGGUGUCAUUGCCUACCCUCACCACCUGGGGGCGCCCGUCAGGAAGUCCAGGAUCCAGUUGAAGAGGGAGGUGUUCAAUCCCAGGGUCCUUAGCUUAGUGAUGAGUUUGGAGGGCACUAUGGUGUUGAACGCUGAGCUGUAGUCAAUGAACAGCAUUUUUUUUAUUUGUCAUUUAGCAGACACUCUUAUCCAGAGUGACUUACAGUGGUGAAUGCAUACAUUUUCCAUACUGGUUCCCCGUGGGAAUCGAACCCACAAGCGCCAUGCUCUACCAACUGAGCCACACAGGACCCAAACAUUUUGCGAAGCCCAUCAAGUCCCUGAUUGGUGAACCACUGAUCCAUUCACAGCUCUUUAUGUCUAUGGCAAGGUUAGGGAUACUCACACACAGUGCUGAUAACAUACAGUGUUUUCAAACUACAUAUUUGACACAUGUUUACAUUGUGCAUUUUCAUAGUAAUUAUUAUUCAACUUGUCCUCACCUGGGUUUUGAACUCACAACCUCUUGGUUCAUGGCAUUCAGAUCUUCCUGCUACGCCACCAUGUCUGUGUUCUCACGUAGGUGUUCCUUUUGUUCAAGUGGGAAAGGGCAGUGUGGAGUGCAAUAGAGAUUGCAUCAUCUGUGGAUCUGUUGGGGCAUUAUGCAAAUUGGUGUGGGUCCAGGGUGUCCGGGAUGAUGGCGUUGAUGUGAGCCAUGACCAGCCUUUUAAAGCAUUUAAUGGCUACAUAUGUGAGUGCUACGGGACGAUAGUCAUUUAGACAGGUUACCAUGGCAUUCUUGGACACAGGGACUAUGGUGGUCUGUUUGAAACAUGUAGGUUUUAGACUGGGUAAGGGAGAGGUUGAAAAUGUCAGUGAAGACACUUGCCAGGUGGUCAACACAUGCUCUGAGUACGCGUCCUGGUAAUCCGUCUGGCCCUGCAGCCUUGUGAAUAAUAGUAGCUUGCACGAGUAUAUCAUGCCUUCUUAUUACAUCAGUAAGGUCAUGUUUAUGAAAGGUCAACCUUACGAAGGAGGGAGGGGUGAAAUCAAAGCUCUUCAGAUGAGUAUCUUUAUUCUAUGGAAGCAUAAUAAAUGGUUUAUAUUAUGAAGUAGUGAUUCUCACUGCAACCACUUGAUGGCACACCUAUCAUAAGAAACAGGCACAUAGUGGUCUCUGUUUCCAAGUGAUAUUACCACUGCUUUGCUGUAGUUCAAUUUGGAUUCUUUGAAUGUAUAAAUAGAGCCAUGCAUAUUCACCCAAACGAGCAUUCGACUAGAGUCUACAGGAUUCAGAAUUGGGUCACUGUGUAACAAUAUGUACCUGUAGCUUUGCUAAUGCCAUACUGAUGGAGAAACGUUAAAUUAAAUUUUUGAUAAUGUGAUUUUAUUUAAUUAUAUUUUACAGCCACUGAGUCUCUCAGGAAAUACCAUUUGUCUUUAUAAUGAAACCAAAUGCUGCCGAAACCCAAACUUUGGGUUUUAUGAAAUGAUGAAAGGUGAGUUGCAGUGCCCCCUUUAUCCAUUGGCCCUGACCUGUGUUCCUGUCCCUCAGGUGUUUUGGGAUGUUGCUGAGCCCAGGGCAGAAGGUUCGGAACAGUGACAUGCAUCUUCUAGACAUGGUGAGCAGCAAUCUGUGUGGUUUCCUUUAUUCACAUAACCAGGUUAUAGAACAGCACUCAAUUUCUAUGUACUGAAUUGAACUAUCGCUAUGAGACGUCAUUGUGUCUUUUGUUGACUUUAGUGUACUCUUUAUUGGACAGGUUGAACAGAGUUGAAUUGAAAAUCGAUUCUUUGGCUUUUGAUUGGAAUGGCUUUGGUCUUUGAGGCCUGUUGACCAUGAUUGUAUAUAAUUUCUCAAUAUUUGUGCCUAUGUGAAGGAGUCCAUGGGGAAGAGCUUGGAUGGAAAGUCAUAUGUGAUCACGGGUACAUGGAACCCCAACAUGGCUGCCUUCCAAGUGCUGAAUGAAGACACACCUAAAGGUGAGAAUCAUCCCCCAAUUGAGAAUCAUCCCCCAAUCCCUCAACCCUGUCACCAGCCUAUUUUACUUACGCAUGGUAUUGUCAACCAGCCUGACACAUUAGCAUACUGAAGCAUGUCAUUGUCAACCAGCCUAGCAUACUGAAGCAUGUCAUUGUCAAUCAGCCUAACACACCAGCGUACUGAAGAUUGUCAUUGCCAACCAGCCUAGCUGUCACAUUCGUAGCUGGCCAGACAGAUUCAUAUGAUUUUAUGACUUCAUCAAUUCUAAUGGACCUCUGCCUAAUAAGCAGAAAACAACACAAAUGAAAGCUCCUAUACUAUUAUAUUGUUUAUCUUACGAUUUUCAUCUGAGGAGAUGGAUAGCUGAGAUGGCAAAUUAAAGUUUCAUUUAUGAUAAUGACAGGGGGAAGGCACUUAUUUGCUUCUUUUUAUGCCAGGCACUGUUUUCUCCACAGUAGAACAAUAAUGAGUCGUUAGGAUGUCCCCGGGACGUCACAAAACGGUCGCCUGAAGUCGUCAGGACGUUGUAAUGGUCCCCUGGAGGUUUUGUGUAGUUCCCGUCGCUUGAUGGUCCCAAGAGAACGUUCUCUUGGGGUCCUUUGUGUAGUUCCCUGUAAGUUCCCAGGACAUCACUGAGGACCAUGUCAGGACCUUUUUAGGACGUUUUCAGGACCAUCAUGCCACGUCGUAAGGACUAGUAAAAUGAAAGUCCUGAGAACGUCCUAAAAAGGUCCUGACAUGGUUUUCAGUGACGUCCUGGGAAUGUACAUGGAACUAGACAAGGGUCCCCAGAGAACGUUCCCUUGGGACUAACACUCGACUUUCUUAGAACCUUCUGAUAACGUUGCGCCGAAACCCUUAAGGGACCUAAUGGGAACGUCACAGAAUGUCCUCAGGAUGUCCCAUGUUUGCUGGGGAAAGCCUAUUAGAAUAGCAAUAUUGUUGUUGUGCUCUAUCUAGGAUGGGUUUAGAGCGCUAGCAGCGUUCAACCUCAGUGGUUAUCAGGGUCAGAGACUGAGGAAAGGGGAUGUGGUAGACUUUACUGGUGCUGAGCUUUUCAUUUGUGCUAAUUGUAGCUAAUGGUCCUGUCCAGGUGGUUCCAGACUUGACCUAUAUAGCUAGCACCUUUUUAAAAAUGAUUUUAUUUUGGCACUCAACCAACACUGGACAUUAUUUUAAAGGCAUUUCAAGUGAAAUGAUGUAGUUGCCUAAAAUUGUGGUAACAUUUCUUACUUUGAACAGUCACAAAAUAGUCACUGCCUCUAACAUUUGAUACCACCAAUUCCCUACGAGGGCCUGCAAAAUAAAUAAUAUAUGUCCCAAACCAAAUAGGCUGUCUGAAAACGUGGGUGGUUUGGACACCUUUUCAUAUAUUGGGUCCCAGUGUAAUGCACAGUAAGAUGCUGCCGAGCGGUGCAAGUGCAAGACCUCAACUCAAUGAACUCAUUAUAUCAAACAAAUUAGCAGCGCUGCUGAGUUGCUGACUCGGAAGUCAGGGGAGUUUGACUUAAACCUAUAUGGCAGCUUGUCAAAGCAACCCAGCUCAGGGGAGUUAGGUAGUGUAAAGCCACACUUCCUCCACAAAGAAAACAGACCAUUCGUGUGAAUGAUUCCACUCUAGGAGAAAAGGAAGUAGGUAAUUACGAUAACUGGCUUGCAGAACAUGUAUGUAAACAUUGGAUAAUAAUGUGUUUCUGUAUAAAUAAUAAACCAGAGCCAGAACAUUUAGGAAUUAUCCAUAUAGAUUUUAACUGAUUUACUGUAGCUAAUGGUUUUUGAAAUAUGAAGCUAUAUGCACUGGAAGAUUUCCCACAAAACAUGAACAUAAUUUUUUUGUUAUACAAAACAGCCUUCUACCAUAGACGCAAGGCCAUAAACCACACAGCUUACUUCAUGUCAAAACUGGGAGAGACUAGACUUCUAAAAACAAUGGCCUUAGCGGUCUCAACUAAACAAAUCCUUCUUUGUUGUCAGCGAUUCGGCACGCAGGAAAAGGUAUUCCUGUGGUAUCUGAAGCUUGAAGGGAUGCCGUUUCCUAAAACAUAUUUCUAAACCAACAUUUUAUGCUUGACCUUUAUCGUAAUUGGAAUCUAUUUUUAGGCCAUUCUUUACAAGGCAGUGUUGAAAACUUUUUUUUUUCUGGUUAAUUACAAUAAUAAAACCUUCUCACUGUGAAAUGGGUUAUUUUUCCCUCUGUUUCAUAGCUCGGCGAUUGCUAUCUGUUGUUGUUUAUUUUUCUCACAAUUGUUUUUUGAACGAAAACAAUGGGAUGUGGCAAGAUCUGUUUUCCCAGACGUCACUUUUUCACUUGGAUGAAGCUGGGGACACUAGAGGAUAGCUUAGAUUUACGCUGCACUACAUACAUAUCACACACAGCUUGUCUCAUGCUGUGAUUUGGAAUGCAGUUUCCUUAGAUUCUAAAUAAUUAAUAGAUAUUUAAAGAUACUGAGUUUCUUGUUUGUAGUAAUAGGAUUCUAGUUUUUAAAUGGGUCCAUAGUCUCUUUCUCUGGGAAUGGUGAGGUCAGAGAAUAGGUGUGCUGCUGUCACUAGUUUGACAGUUGGUGGCAGUUGUGGGAUCCAAGCCCUCUGAGGAAAACACGUUUGGUCUACCUAAUAAAAACAGCAGGCAAUAUAUUUUCUCUGUGUUCUAUAAACAUACAAUUUAAAGCAAGUUAAUAGCCUACCAUUUCACUAUAUCCACUUAGUGUGUCAACCCGCAACGCCCACUUUUAAUCCAGGCAGGUACAGAUGCAGUAUACAUUCUGAAACUGAUGUUGGCACUACAAACACGCCCUCCAGUGUGUGACCUUGUCCUCUCUGUGGUGGUCUCUCUCCAGAUAAGCAGGUGUACAUGACCGUUGCGGUGGACCUGGUGGUGUCUGAGGUGGUGGAGCCGGUGCGCUUCCUGCUGGAGACCCUGGUGCGCGUCUACCCGGCCAAUGAACGGUUCUGGUACUUCAGCCGCAAGGCCUUUAGCGAGACCUUCUACCUGAAACUCAAACAGGUAAAUAAAUGGUCAGUUAAUAAAUAUCCCAAAUAUCCCAACCUUUACCUCAUCAUACACGUAAUAAAUAUCCCAACCUUUACCUCAUCACACACGUAAUAAAUAUCCCAACCUUUACCUCAUCACACAUGUAAUACAUAUCCCAACCUUUACCUCAUCACACACGUAAUACAUACAGUGGGGAGAACAAGUAUUUGAUACACUGCCGAUUUUGCAGGUUUUCCUACUUACAAAGCAUGUAGAGGUCUGUCAUUUUUAUCAUAGGUACACUUCAACUGUGAGAGAUGGAAUCUAAAACAAAAAUCCAGAAAAUCACAUUGGAUGAUUUAAAAAAAAAUAAUUUGCAUUUUAUUGCAUGACAUAAGUAUUUGAUCACCUACCAACCAGUAAGAAUUCCGGCUCUCACAGACCUGUUAGUUUUUCUUUAAGAAGCCCUCCUGUUCUCCACUCAUUACCUGUAUUAACUGCACCUGUUUGAACUCGUUACCUGUAUAAAAGACACCUGUCCACACACUCAAUCAAACAGACUCCAACCUCUCCACAAUGGCCAAGACAAGAGAGCUGUGUAAGGACAUCAGGGAUAAAAUUGUAGACCUGCACAAUGCUGGGAUGGGUUACAGGACAAUGGGCAAGCAGCUUGGUGAGAAGGCAACAACUGUUGGGGCAAUUAUUAGAAAAUGGAAGAAGUUCACGAUGACGGUCAAUCACCCUCGGUCUGGGGCUCAAUGCAAGAUCUCACCUCGUGGGGCAUCAAUGAUCAUGAGGAAGGUGAGGGAUCAGCCCAGAACUACACGGCAGGACCUGGUCAAUGACCUGAAGAGAGCUGGGACCACAGUCUCAAAGAAAACCAUUAGUAACAUGCUACGCCGUCAUGGAUAAAAAUCCUGCAGCGCACGCAAGGUCCCCCUGCUCAAGCCAGCGCAUGUCCAGGCCCGUCUGAAGUUUGCCAAUGACCAUCUGGAUGAUCCAGAGGAGGAAUGGGAGAAGGUCAUGUGGUCUGAUGAGACAAAAAUAGAGCUUUUUGGUCUAAACUCCACUCGCCGUGUUUGGAGGAAGAAGAAGGAUGAGUACAACCCCAAGAACACCAUCCCAACCGUGAAGCAUGGAGGUGGAAACAUCAUUCUUUGGGGAUGCUUUUCUGCAAAGGGGACAGGACGACUGCACCCUAUUGAGGGGAGGAUGGAUGGGGCCAUGUAUCGCGAGAUCUUGGCCAACAACCUCCUUCCCUCAGUAAGAGCAUUGAAGAUGGGUCGUGGCUGGGUCUUCCAGCAUGACAACGACCCGAAACACACAGCCAGGGCAACUAAGGAGUGGCUCCGUAAGAAGCAUCUCAAGGUCCUGGAGUGGCCUAGCCAGUCUCCAGACCUGAACCCAAUAGAACAUCUUUGGAGGGAGCUGAAAGUCCGUAUUGCCCAGCGACAGCCCCGAAACCUGAAGGAUCUGGAGAAGGUCUGUAUGGAGGAGUGGGCCAAAAUACCUGCUGCAGUGUGUGCAAACCUUGUCAAGACCUACAGGAAACGUAUGAUCUCUGUAAUUGCAAACAAAGGUUUCUGUACCAAAUAUUAAGUUCUGCUUUUCUGAUGUAUCAAAUACUUAUGUCAUGCAAUAAAAUGCAAAUUAAUUACUUAAUAAUCAUACAAUGUGAUUUUCUGGAUUUUUGUUUUAGAUUGCGUCUCUCACAGUUGAAGUGUACCUAUGAUAAAAAUGACAGACCUCUACAUGCUUUGUAAGUAGGAAAACCUGCAAAAUCGGCAGUGUAUCAAAUACUUGUUCUCCCCACUGUAUCCCAACCUUUACCUCAUCACACACGUAAUACAUAUCCCAACCUUUACCUCAUCAGGACAAUACAAAAGGGGAUUUUGGUUCUUUAUAGGAAGGAUGUUGUAUGUUCUGCUUACUAGCCCUUAGGGAUUUGGACUCAAAAGAUUAAAGCAAUAGGACGCUUACUUACAACCAAAGUGGAGGUAUCUGUCCUAUUGUUUUUUUCUGUGUAGUCCUCUAUGUUAAGUGAGCAUUAGGUGACCCUGGGAAGACACAGGAAACAAAGCCACUUAGAAGUACUCCCCUCUUCAUUAUCUAAUCAGAUAGCUACACUACAACCGAGCCUGUCUGUGUACACACACAACCAGGCCUGGAAUUUCAUGACUUUAGGGGCAUGGCCAUUUGGCCUUCAAGAGGUGCCCAAUCUGCCAGGGCACCAAGGCCAUUAACCAAAAUAGGCAAUUACAUUGAUUUGAAAACUGGAAAACAGUAGCUAUUCUGUUAAGAAAAACAAAAGUGUAUGUAAAUGUACAUGAAUAAUUAGCCUAAAUGUCGAAUUGUAGGUGAUGGCCUAUGCGUAUUGUCGACAGUCUGUCAUGUCCAGACCUAUGCUGACAUGAGGCGCCUGAAAAUGUAGGCAAACUUUAAUGAGAGUUUUAAUUUUAUAUACAGUUGAAGUUGGAAGUUUACAUAAUGACAGGUUUGAGUCAUUAAAACUUGUUUUUCAACCACUCCACAAAUUUCUUGUUAACAAACUAUAGUUUUGGCAAGUCGGUUAGGACUUCUACUUUGUGCAUGACACAAGUAAUUUUUCCAACAAUUGUUUACAGACAGAUUAUUUCACUUAUAAUUCACUGUAUCACAAUUCCAGUGGGGCAGAAGAUUACAUACACUAAGUUGACUGUGCCUUUAAACAGCUUGGAAAAUUCCAGAAAAUGAUGUCAUGGCUUUAGAAGCUUCUGAUAGGCUAAUUGACAUCAUUUGAGUCCCCUGUAGCUCAGUUGGUAGAGCAUGGCGUUUGCAACGCCAGGGUUGUGGGUUUGUUUCCCACGGGGGGCCAGUAUGAAAAAAAUGUAUUCACUCACUAACUGUAAGUCGCUCUGGAUAAGAGUGUCUGCUAAAUGACUAAAAUGUAAAUUGGAGGUGUACCUGUGGAUGUAUUUCAAGGCCUACCUUCAAACUCAGUGCAUCUUUGCUUGACAUCAUAGGAAAAUCAAAAGAAAUCAGCCAAGACCUCAGAAUAAAAAUUGUAGACCUCCACAAGUCUGGUUCAUCCUUGGGAGCAAUUUCCAAAACGCCUGAAGGUACCACGUUCAUCUGUACAAACAAUAGUACGCAGGUAUAAACACCAUGGGACCACGCAGCCGUCAUACCACUCAGGAAGGAGACGUGUUCUGUCUCCUAGAGAUGAACGUACUUUGGUGCGAAAAGUGCAAAUCAAUGCCAGAACAACAGCAAAGGACCUUGUGAAGAUGCUGGAGGAAAUGGGUACAAAAGUAUCUACAGUGGGGAAAAAAAGUAUUUAGUCAGCCACCAAUUGUGCAAGUUCUCCCACUUAAAAAGAUGAGAGAGGCCUGUAAUUUUCAUCAUAGGUACAAGUCAACUAUGACAGACAAAAUGAGAAAAUAAAUCCAGAAAAUCACAUUGUAGGAUUAUUAAUGAAUUUAUUUGCAAAUUAUGGUGGAAAAUAGGUAUUUGGUCAAUAACAAAAGUUUCUCAAUACUUUGUUAUAUACCCUUUGUUGGCAAUGACACAGGUCAAAUGUUUUCUGUAAGUCUUCACAAGGUUUUCACACACUGUUGCUGGUAUUUUGGCCCAUUCCUCCAUGCAGAUGUCCUCUAGAGCAGUGAUGUUUUGGGGCUGUCGCUGGGCAACACAGACUUUCAACUCCCUCCAAAGAUUUUCUAUGGGGUUGAGAUCUGGAGACUGGCUAGGCCACUCCAGGGCCUUGAAAUGCUUCUUACGAAGCCACUCCUUCGUUGCCCGGGCGGUGUGUUUGGGAUCAUUGUCAUGCUGAAAGACCCAGCCACGUUUCAUCUUCAAUGCCCUUGCUGAUGGAAGGAGGUUUUCACUCAAAAUCUCACGAUACAUGGCCCCAUUCAUUCUUUCCUUUACACGGAUCAGUCGUCCUGGUCCCUUUGCAGAAAAACAGCCCCAAAGCAUGAUGUUUCCACCCCCAUGCUUCACAGUAGGUAUGGUGUUCUUUGGAUGCAACUCAGCAUUCUUUGUCCUCCAAACACGACGAGUUGAGUUUUUACCAACAAGUUAUAUUUUGGUUUAAUCUGACCAUAUGACAUUCUCCCAAUCCUCUUCUGGAUCAUCCAAAUGCACUCUAGCAAACUUCAGACGGGCCUGGACAUGUACUGGCUUAAGCAGGGGGACACGUCUGGCACUGCAGGAUUUGAGUCCCUGGCGGCGUAGUGUGUUACUGAUGGUAGGCUUUGUUACUUUGGUCCCAGCUCUCUGCAGGUCAUUCACUAGGUCCCCCCGUGUGGUUCUGGGAUUUUUGCUCACCGUUCUUGUGAUCAUUUUGACCCCAUGGGGUGAGAUCUUGCGUGGAGCCCCAGAUCGAGGGAGAUUAUCAGUGGUCUUGUAUGUCUUCCAUUUCCUAAUAAUUGCUCCCACAGUUGAUUUCUUCAAACCAAGCUGCUUACCUAUUGCAGAUUCAGUCUUCCCAGCCUGGUGCAGGUCUACAAUUUUGUUUCUGGUGUCCUUUGACAGCUCUUUGGUCUUGGCCAUAGUGGAAUUUGGAGUGUGACUGUUUGAGGUUUUGGACAGGUGUCUUUUAUACUGAUAACAAGUUCAAACAGGUGCCAUUAAUACAGGUAACGAGUGGAGGACAGAGGAGCCUAUUAAAGAAGUUACAGGUCUGUGUGAGCCAGAAAUCUUGCUUGUUUGUAGGUGACCAAAUACUUAUUUUCCACCAUAAUUUGCAAAUAAAUUCAUAAAAAAUCCUACAAUGUGAUUUUCUGGAUUUUUUUCCCUCAAUUUGACUGUCAUAGUUGACGUGUACAUAUGAUGAAAAUUACAGGCCUCUCAUCUUUUUAAGUGGGAGAACCUGCACAAUUGGUGAAAUACUUUUUUCCCCCACUGUAUAUCCACAGUAAAACGAGUCCUAUAUCGUCAAAACCUGAAAGGCCGCUCGGCAAGGAAGAAGCCACUGCUCCAAAACCGCCAUAAAAAAGCCAGACUACGGUUUGCAACUGCACAUGGGGACAAAGAUCGUACUUUUUGAAGAAAUGUCCUCUGGUCUGAUGAAACAAAAAUAGAACUGUUAGCCCAUAAUGACCAUUGUUAUGUUUGGAGGAAAAAGGGGAACGCUUGCAAGCCGAAGAACACCAUCCCAACCGUGAAGCACGGGGGUGGCAGCAUCAUGCUGUGGGGGUGCUUUGCUGCAGGAGGGACUGGUGCACUUCACAAAAUAGAUGGCAUCAUGAGGAAGGAAAAUUAUGUGGAUAUAUUGAAGAAACAUCUCAAGACAUCAGUCAGGAAGUUAAAGCUUGGUCGCAAAUGGGUCUUCCAAAUGGACAAUGUCCCCAAGCAUACUUCCAAAGUUGUGGCAAAAUGGCUUAAGGACAACAAAGUCAAGGUAUUGGAGUGGCCAUCACAAAGCCCUGACCUCAAUCCUAUAGAAAAUCUGUGGGCAGAACUGAAAAAGCGUGUGCGAGCAAGGAGGCCUACAAACCUGACUCAGUUACACCAUCUCUGUCAGGAGGAAUGGGCCAAAAUUCACCCAACUUAUUGUGGGAAGCUUGUGGAAGGCUACCCGUAACGUUUGACCCAAGUUUAACAAUUUAAAGGCAAUGCUACCAAAUAGUAAUUGAGUGUAUGUAAACUUCUGACCCAUUGGGAAUGUGAUGAAAGAAAUAAAAGCUGAAAUAAAUCAUUCUCUCUACUAUUAUUCUGACAUUUCACAUUCUUAAAAUAAAGUUGUGAUCCUAAGUGAUCUAAGACAGUGAAUUUUUACUAGGAUUAAAUGUCAGGAAUUGUGAAAAACUGGGUGUAAAUGUAUUUGGCUAAGGUGUAUGUAAACUUCCGACUUCAACUGUGUGUAUAUACAGUGGGGAGAACAAGUAUUUGAUACACUGCCGAUUUUACAGGUUUUCCUACUUACAAAGCAUGUAGAGGUCUGUAAUUUUUAUCAUAGGUACACUUCAACUGUGAGAGACGCAAUCUAAAACAAAAAUCCAGAAAAUCACACUGUAUGAUUUUUAAGUAAUUCAUUUGCAUUUUAUUGCAUGACAUAAGUAUUUGAUACAUCAGAAAAGCAGAACUUAAUAUUUGGUACAGAAACCUUUGUCUGCAAUUACAGAGAUUAUACGUUUCCUGUAGGUCUUGACCAGGUUUGCACACACUGCAGCAGGGAUUUUGGCCCACUCCUCCAUACAGACCUUCUCCAGAUCCUUCAGGUUUCGGGGCUGUCGCUGGGCAAUACGGACUUUCAGCUCCCUCCAAAAAUGUUCUAUUGGGUUCAGGUCUGGAGACUGGCUAGGCCACUCCAGGACCUUGAGAUUCUUCUUACGGAGCCACUCCUUAGUUGCCCUGGCUGUGUGUUUCGGGUCGUUGUCAUGCUGGAAGACCCAGCCACGACUCAUCUUCAAUGCUCUUACUGAGGGAAGGAGGUUGUUGGCCAAGAUCUCGCGAUACACGGCCCCAUCCAUCCUCCCCUCAAUAUGGUGCAGUCGUCCUGUCCCCUUUGCAGAAAAGCAUCCCCAAAGAUUGAUGUUUCCACCUCCAUGCUUCACGGUUGGGAUGGUGUUCUUGGGGUUGUACUCAUCCUUCUUCUUCCUCCAAACACGGCGAGUGGAGUUUAGACCAAAAAGCUCUAUUUUUGUCUCAUCAGACCACAUGACCUUCUCCCAUUCCUCCUCUGGAUCAUCCAGAUGGUCAUUGGCAAACUUCAGACGGGCCUGGACAUGCGCUGGCUUGAGCAGGGGGACCUUGCGUGCGCUGCAGGAUUUUAAUCCAUGACGGCGUAGUGUGUUACUAAUGUUUUUCUUUGAGACUGUGGUCCCAGCUCUCUUCAGGUCAUUGACCAGGUCCUGCCGUGUAGUUCUGGGCUGAUCCCUCACCUUCCCCAUGAUCAUUGAUGCCCCACGAGGUGAGAUCUUGCAUGGAGCCCCAGACUGAGGAUGAUUGACCGUCAUCUUGAACUUCUUCCAUUUUCUAAUAAUUGCGCCAACAGUUGUUGCCUUCUCAUCAAGCUGCUUGCCUAUUGUCCUGUAGCCCAUCCCAGCCUUGUGCAGGGCUACAAUUUUAUCCCUGAUGUCCUUACACAGCUCUCUGGUCUUGGCCAUUGUGGAGAGGUUGGAGUCUGUUUGAUUGAGUGUGUGGACAGGUGUCUUUUAUACAGGUAACGAGUUCAAACAGGUGCAGUUAAUACAGGUAAUGAGUGGAGAACAGGAGGGCUUCUUAAAGAAAAUCUAACAGGUCUCUGAGAGCCGGAAUUCUUACUGGUUGGUAGGUGAUCAAAUACUUAUAUCAUGCAAUAAAAUGCAAAUUAAUUACUUAAAAAUCAUAGUGUGAUUUUCUGGAUUUUUGUUUUAGAUUCCGUCUCUCACAGUUAAAGUGUACCUAUGAUAAAAAUUACAGACCUCUACAUGCUUUGUAAGUAGGAAAACCUGCAAAAUCGGCAGUGUAUCAAAUACUUGUUCUCCCCACUGUAUAUACAGCUGCGGAACAAAUUAAGAGACCACUGCAAAAUGAUCAGUUUCUCUGGCUUUACUAUUUAUAGGUAUGUGUUUGGGUAAAAAUAACAUUUUUGUUUUAUUCUAUAAACUACUGACAUUUCUCCCAAAUUCCAAAUAAAAAUAUUGUCAUUUAGAGCAUUUAUUUGCAGAAAAUGACAACUGGUCAAAAUAACAAAAAAGAUGCAGUGUUGUCAGACCUCGAAUAAUGCUAAGAAAAUAAAGUUCAUGUUCAGAAAUGAAUAUUUGGUGGAAUAACCCUGAUUUUCAAUCAUAGCUUUCAUGCGUCUUGGCAUGCUCUCCACCAGUCUUUCACAUUGAUGUUGGGUGACUUUAUGCCACUCCUGGCGCAAAAAUUAAAGCAGCUCGGCUUUGUUUGAUGGCUUGUGACCAUCCAUCUUCCUCUUGAUCACAUUCCAGAAGUUUUCAAUGGGGUUCAGGUCUGGAGAUUGGGCUGGCCAUGACAGGGUCUUGAUCUGGUGGUCCUCCAUCCACACCUUGAUUGACCUGGCUGUGUGGCAUGGUGCAUUUCCUGCUGGAAAAACCAAUCCUCAGAGUUGGGGAACAAUGUCAGAGCAAAAGGAAGCAAGUUUUCUUCCAGGACAACCUUGUUCGUGACUUGAUUCAUGUGUCCUUCACAAAGACAAAUCUGACCGAUUCCAGCCUUGCUGAAGCACCCCCAGAUCAUCACCGAUCCUCCACCAAAUGUCACAGUGGGUGCGAGACACUGUGGCUUGUAGGCCUCUCCAGGUCUUCGUCUAACCAUUAGACGACCAGGUGUUGGGCAAAGCUGAAAAUUGGACCUUACUCCAGUCCUCUACGGUCCAAUCCUUAUGGUCUUUUGCAAACCUCAGCCUGGCUCUUCUUUGCUUCUCAUUGAUGAAGGGCUUUUUUCUAGCUUUGCACGACUUCAGCCCUGCCCCUAGGAGCCUGUUUCGAACCAUCCUCGCCGUGCACUUCACCCCAGCUGCCGUUUGCCAUUCUUUUUGUAGGUCACUUGAUGUCAUCCUACGGUUGUUGAGUGACAUUCAAAUUAGUUGGCGGUCAUCCCGGUCAGUAGAGUUGUUUUCGCCCUCUGCCGGGCUGUAGCUUUGUUGUCCCCAAUGUCUGCUGCUUGACCUUGUUCUUAUGAACCGCCGUCUUUGAAAUUUUAAGGAUGGAAGCAACCUGACGCUCACUGUAUCCCUCUGCCAGUAAAGCCAGAAUUGAACCCUUCUUUUCCUCACUCAACACUUUCCUUUUCAACUCUUUUGGCAUGGUCAAUAGUUAUUUUUUUGAUUAAUAUUACUUUUGAGGUACUAUUAGCACUGUUUUUGCCAUCCAGCUGGUCCUUAUUGCAAGAGGAUAGUGAUGACCACAGCAGUGGUUUUUAUACUUUUCCUCGUUAAAAAAGAUUUGGUUCAUGUGAUCACCUAAUCAGUACCUAAUUCAGUAGAAUGAGGUGUGCCUGUGUUGGAAUUCAACAGACACUGGAAUGGAAUGGCUGUCAUACAUGUAGGUUUAGGAAAAAUUUGCAGUGGCCUCUUAAUUUUUUUCCACAGCUGUAUAUGUAUGUGUGUGAUGUAUGUAUGUAUGUAUGUAUGUAUGUAUGUAUGUAUGUAUGUAUGUAUGUAUGUAUGUAUGUAUGUAUGUAUGUAUGUAUGUAUGUAUGUAUGUAUGUAUGUAUGUAUGUAUGUAUGUAUGUAUGUAUGUAUGUAUGUAUGUAUGUAUGUAUGUAUGUAUGUAUGUAUGUAUGUAUGUAUGUAUGUAUGUAUGUAUGUAUGUAUGUAUGUAUGUAUGUAUGUAUGUAUGUAUGUAUGUAUGUAUGUAUGUAUGUAGUAUGUAUGUAUGUAUGUAUGUAUGUAUGUAUGUAUGUAUGUAUGUAUGUAUGUAUGUAUGUAUGUAUGUAUGUAUGUAUGUAUGUAUGUAUGUAUGUAUGUAUGUAUGUAUGUAUGUAUGUAUGUAUGUAUGUAUGUAUGUAUGUAUGUAUGUAUGUAUGUAUGUAGGUAUGUAUGUAUGUAUGUAUGUAUGUAUGUAUGUAUGUAUGUAUGUAUGUAUGUAUGUAUGUAUGUAUGUAUGUAUGUAUGUAUGUAUGUAUGUAUGUAUGUAUGUAUGUAUGUAUGUAUGUAUGUAUGUAUGUAUGUAUGUAUGUAUGUAUGUAUGUAUGUAUGUAUGUAUGUAUGUAUGUAUGUAUGUAUGUAUGUAUGUAUGUAUGUAUGUAUGUAUGUAUGUAUGUAUGUAUGUAUGUAUGUAUGUAUGUAUGUAUGUAUGUAUGUAUGUAUGUAUGUAUGUCUGUAUGUAUGUAUGUAUGUCUGUUAUGUAUGAUGUAUGUAGUAUUGUGCUUUAUGUAUGUAUGUUAUGUUUGUCUGUAUGUAUGUCUGUAUUUUGUAUUCUGUCUUGUUGUAUGUCUGUCUGUCUGUCUGUCUGGUCUUUGUUGUCUUAUGUCUGUCUGUCUGUCUGUUGUUAUGUCUGUCUGUCUGUCUGUACUGUAUGUCUGUUGUCUGUCUGUCUGUUGUCUGUCUUGUCUGUCUGUCUGUCUGUCUGUCUGUUUGUCUGUGUCUGUCUGUUGUCUGUAUGUCUGUCUGUUGUCUGUCUGUAUGUAUGUAUGUAUGUAUGAUGUCUGUAUGUAUGUAUGUAUGUAUGUAUGUAUGUAUUGUCACACCAGUCAAAAGUUUGGACACCACCUAUCAUUCCAGGGUUUUUCUUAUUUAUUAUAUUUUUUACAUGUAGAAUAAAGUGAAGACAUCAAAAACUAUGAAAUAACACACAUGGAAUCAUGUAGUAACCAAAUAAGUGUUAAACAAAUCAAAAUAUAUUUUAUAUUUGAGAUUCUUAUAAUAGCCACCCUUUGGCUUGAUGACAGCUUUGCACACUCUUGGCAUUCUCUCAACCAGCUUCAUGAGGUAUUCACCUGGGAUGCAUUUCAAUUAACAGAUGUGCCUUAAAAGUUAAUUUGUGGAAUUUCUUUCCUUUUUAAUGCGUUUGAGCCAAUCAGUUUUAUUGUGACAAGGUAGGGGGGGUAUACAGAAGAUUGCCCUAUUUGGUAAAAGACCAAGUCCAUAUUAUGGCAAGAACAGCUCAAAUAAGCAAAGAGAAACGACAGUCCAUCAUUACUUUAAGACAUGAAGGUCAGUCAAUACGGAAUAUUUCAAGAACUUUGAAAGUUUCUUCAAUUGCAGUCGCAAAAACCAUCAAGCGCUAUGAUGAAACUGGCUCUCAUGAGGACUGCCACAGGAAAGGAAGACCCAGAGUUACCUCUGCUGCAGAGGACAAGUUCAUUAGAGUUAACUGCACCUCAUAUUGAAGCCCAAAUAAAUGCUUCACAGAGUUCAAGUCACAGACACAUCUCAACGUCAACUGUUCAGAGGGGACUCUGUGAAUCAGGCCUUCAUGGUCGAAUUGCUGCAAAUAAUCCACUACUAAAGGACACCAAUGAUAAGAAGAGACCUGCUUGGGCCAAGAAACACGAACAAUGGACAUUAGACUGGUGGAAAGUUGUCCUUUGCUCUGGAGUCCAAAUUUGAGAUUUUUGGUUCCAACCGCCAUGUCUUUGUGAGACGCGUUGUGAGUGAACGCAUGUGUAGUUCCCACCGUAAAGCAUGGAGGAGGAGGUGUUAUGGUGUGGGGGUGCUUUGCUAUUGACACUGUCUGUGAUUUAUUUAGAAUUCAAGGCGCACUUAACCAGCAUUGCUACUACUGCAUUCUGCAGUGAUACGCCAUCCCAUCUGGUUUGGGCUUAGUGGGACUAUCAUUUGUUUUUCAACAGGACAAUGACCCAACACACCUCUAGGCUGUGUAAGGGCUAUUUUACCAAGAAGGAGAGUGAUGGAGUGCUGCAUCAGAUGACCUGGCCUCCACAAUCCCCUGACCUCAACCCAAUUGAGACAGUUUGGGAUGAGUCGGACAGCAUAUGUGGGAACUCCUUCAAGACUGUUGGAAAAGCAUUCCAGGUGAAGCUGGUUGAGAGAAUGCCAAGAGUGUGCAAAGCUGUCAUCAAGGCAAGGGUGGCUAUUUGAAGAAUCUCAAAUAUAACAUAUAAUUUGAUUAGUUUAACACUUUUUUUUUGGAUACUACAUGAUUCCUUAUGUGUUAUUUCAUAGUUUUGGUGUCUUCACUAUUAUUCUACAAUUUAUCAAAUAGUAAAAAUAAAGAAAAACCCUUGAAUGAGUAGGUGUGUCCAAACUUUUGACUGGUACUAUGUACAGUAUCUGGUACUAUAUACAGUAUCCCCUCAAAAUAACUCAACAUACAGCCAUUAAUGUCUAAACCACUGGCAACAAAAGUGAGUACACCCCUAAGUGAAAAUGUCCAAAUUGGGCCCAAUUAGCCAUUUUCCCUCCCAGGUGUCAUGUGACUCGUUAGUGUUACAAGGUCUCAGGUGUGAAUGGGGAGCAGGUGUGUUAAAUGUGGUGUCAUCGCUCUCACACUCCCUCAUACUGGUCACUGGAAUUUCAACAUGGCACCUCAUGGCAAAGAACUCUCUGAGGAUCUGAAAAAAAGAAUUGUUGCUCUACAUAAAGAUGGCCUGGGCUAUAAGAAGAUUGCCAAGACCCUGAAACUGAGCUGCAGCACGAUGGCCAAGACCAUACAGCGGUUUAACAGGACAGGUUCCACUCAGAACAGGCCUCGCCAUGGUCGAACCAAAGAAGUUGAGUGUACGUGCUCAGCGUCAUAUCCAGAGGUUGUCUUUGGGAAAUAGACGUAUGAGUGCUGCCAGCAUUGCUGCAGAGGUUGAAGGGGUGGGGGGUCAGCCUGUCAGUGCUCAGACCAUAUGCUGCACACUGUAUCAAAUUGGUCUGCAUGGCUGUCGUCCCAGAAGGAAGCCUCUUCUAAAGAUGAUGCACAAGAAAGCCUGCAAACAGUUUGCUGAAGACAAGCAAACUAAGGACAUGGAUUACUGGAACCAUGUCCUGUGGUCUGAUGAGACCAAGACAAACUUAUUUUGUUCAGAUGGUGUCAAGUGUGUGGCGGCAACCAGGUGAGAGUACAAAGACAAGUGUGUCUUGCCUACAGUCAAGCAUGGUGGUGGGAGUGUCAUGGUCUGGGGCUGCAUGAGUGCUGCCGGCACUGGGGAGCUACAGUUCAUUGAGGGAACUAUGAAUGCCAACAUAUACUAAAGCAGAGCAUGAUCCCCUCCCUUUGGAGACUGGGCCGCAGGGCAGUAUUCCAGCAUGAUAACGACCCCAAACACACCUCCAAGACGACCACUGCCUUGCUAAAGAAGCUGAGGGUAAAGGUGAUGGACUGGCCAAGCAUGUCUCCAGACCUAAACCCUAUUGAGCAUCUGUGGGGCAUCCUCAAACGGAAGGUGGAGGAGUGCAAGGUCUCUAACAUCCACCAGCUCCGUGAUGUCGUCAUGGAGGAGUGGAAGAGGACUCCAGUGGCAACCUGUGAAGCUCUGGUGAACUCCAUGCCCAAGAGGGUUAAGGCAGUGCUGGAAAAUUAUGGGGAUUUGUUGCCAGCGGUUUAGACAUGAAUGGCUGUGAGUUGAGUUAUUUUGAGGGGACAGCAAAUGUACACUGUUAUACAAGCUGUACACUCAAUACUUUACAUUGCAGCAAAGUGUCAUUUCUUCAGUGUUGUCACAUGAAAAGAUAUACUCAAAUAUUUAAGGGGUGUACUCACUUUUGUGAGAUACUCUGUAUAUAUAUGCUAAAUGGCUGUCAUGUUUGACAAAUCUAAUGUAGGAUCAUUAUUAAUAUCUAAAGGCUUGAUUCUGUCGACAUACUUGAGGCACUGUUUGUUCAGAUAGGAGAGAAAGGCACUACAAUGUUACCAACCUUGCAAUCUGAGCGGAGGCAGUCAAGAUUUUGAAAGUAUUUAACCGUAAAGAAAAUUGUUUAAAACCUGGAUGUUUUUUGUCAUUUUAUGAGACAUGUCUUACCUUGUUCUGACCAUAGGAAUGUUAAGGGGAUUAUUUUAUAAACACUUCUUCAUAGUCAUAUGCAAUUGAAACAAGUAUUUCGCUCAUGUUCUCAACUUUCUUUCAUUGUCCAGCAGCCAAAGACACAAUCCUAGUCACCGAUUGCAUUUGCAGUGCACUUUUGAGAAGUGUUUUUCCGCUAAUUGCAUUUUUGAACAUUCACGUUUAUAGCCUACUGCAGUGUGCGCAUUACUGCACUUAUAAUGUGAAGAAAUGGCCUAUUAGUUUAUAAACGUUUUCAAUUAGCGGGAAAACAUCGGAUAGUAGAUUGACAUAGUCUAGUGCUUUUGCUGUUCGUUACUCAUCUUGUUGGCUGACUAAAAGUAAAUGUGGACAGUUCUUACAUCUUCAAUAUGCGAAUUCGAUAAGGACGAGCGCCGUUGAAUCCCCGAUGUGUUCGUCUUCACUUGUAGCCGACUUCGGAGCUGCGAUGCCUGUAAAAAGGACACGAUCACAUGACGGGCAUUGGCUAAUAAGAAUUGAGAUAUCUGAGAGAGUCGUGAGUGAGCGGUGCUUCGGCGCAAGGCAAUUGGCAGCCGGGAGAAGGGAAUUAUAAUUAUUAUAUUCAGCCCAAGGGCACAACGGUCACCUUGGCCGAAAUUGCAUGGAUUUUUUUAGGGGCAUUACGGCAACACAAGGGGGCAUCGACGGCCAUGACUGUCAAUGCUGCCUGGAAAUUCGAGGCCUGCACUUAACCACACCCAAUCCAUUUGGGCCGUGCCCCCCCCCACCCCUCCGAACUCCUCCAAUUAAAAUGCAUGAGAGCGACGUUGUUCUCGAAGCAUUCAAUUACCGCAUCCAGCACACAAGUGCAUCCCCGUCCGGUCCUUCCGCAGGUGUUUAUAAAACCAAAACAAGCCCCUAAGUUGGAAACAUAAGCCCCUUGCCCCCUUGUUUGAAAGGCAAAUCUCCUCUCCACUCUGCUUCGGGGAGCCUGCAAGGCAGCAAAAGGAGGCUUUGGCUGCGUCCCAAAUGGCAGCCUGUUCCCUAUAUAGGGCCCUGGUCAAAAAAGUGCACUAUAUAGGGAAUAGGCUGCCAUUUGGGACGUAGCCUUUGUAUCAUUGGGAGCUCUAAUACGAGGCAGCCACUCAUUAUCACACUGUAGUAAUUAGGGCCCUGCCUGAGUGCCUCUCUCUCUAGUUGUCUCAUCAGCAGGCAGGAAAGAAUGGCAGCUGCUGUAGUUAAAAGUUAAUUAAAAGAUAACCAUUCUAGUGUUUACACGUGAUUCUAAUCCCAGCCACUAGCUCCAGUAUUAUUUGAGUACGAUUUGUAUUUGUUCCGGGGGCCUCUCAUUAAGGCGUUGAGGAAUUAGAGGAGUCAUUGUUGUCGCCCUCUCUGAACAUAUUUUGUUCCUUGCCUCACGAGGAAAUAGAAGGGUUUGGUGAUUUGUUAGUGGAGGGUCCUACACAAGGGCUAAGUGGUAUUAUUGCAAACAUUGCUUAUUGUGACCCCCUUAUUUGUGCUACCUUAAUCUUAGUAAAUGCCAAUGUUGUCGUAUAUGUCAUGUAUGACUGUUGAUAGCACUAGCCAGCUAUGUUAAUGUAUUACCUAUAAAUGUGUUAGAUGUAUAGUCUUCAAAUAUGGCCAUUGCGCUAAAAUGUUAGCUUGGAUCCACACGUGCUCACAGAGCAAGGGCUACAUGUAUAGUCCUUAUAUAGGGCCCUUGCGUUAGUGUUAUCUUGGAUCCACCUCUCACCACAAGUGCUGAGACCAAAUAACCCCAGUAGCAACAACAGUGAUACAAAACCCCCAAUGUGCAAUGUGACAAAGCCCAACUUUAGAAGUGACCUGCAUAGGUGAGUGAGCCCAAUCUCUCUGUGCUCUGAUUGCAGCAGGCUCCCUGUGAACCCUAUUACCAGACACUCUGGCCAAAACACGUCUGGUGCGAUCCUUGGCGCAAUCUGCCGCAGCUCGAUUUAAUUUCCUCCUGUACGUGUAAUUAUAUUUUUCAGGCGUUCCCCUCGGGUGGUGGCAAAGGUGAGGCUAACUUUAGACAGUUUGUUUCAAAGGGAGGCACUCUGAAAAUAUUGAGGAUACCCAAAGAGAGACUGUUGCAACAGCUCUCACUCUGAACAAAUUCUUAUUUUUUUCAGCAUGUAGAAUUGGCUCGUCAAUGCUUCUGCGUUAGUAAUAAGCUAUGUAUCACUCUGUGUUUCUUGGUAUUGUGUCAAAAUGAAUCCUCCCACUGUAUUAUGUCUGCACCAUAUGUGACUUCGGUGUGUGUGUGUGUGUGUGUGUGUGUGUGUAGGGUGGUGAGAAGGGUGGCCAGGGUGAUGCCAUGUUGGAGGUGGUGAGCCUGCAGAGGGAGACUGAGAGGAGCAACGGGGGACGCGGCCGCCUGGCCUCUCCGGCUGAGGAAGAGGAGCCUGAGGAAGGUAUAGAACUCUCCCUCUCUCUCUGUUUUAAUCCUCUCUCCCCUCGUAUCUCUCUCUUUCCAUCUCUGACCUUCUCUUUUUCUCUCUUAAACCUCUCGCACUCUCUAUCCAUCGAUCCAUCCAUCCAUAUACGUUGCCCUGAAGACUUAUUAAGAUUGCGUUGUUGUUGAUUUGUUGGCUAGCCUUUCAAUCACAUUCCAAGGUCAACAUCAGAACUUGCACAGCUCCCCAGGUAAAAUGCCUUGGAACAUUGAAUUCCAUCCGCCUCGGCACAUUGAAUUCCAUCCGCCUCAGUCACACGGACGACAUAAUUGUAUUACCUAAUAUCGCUUGAUUGAAAAAUACACUACACCCACCCCCGAAAUGCUGGAAAACUUGCUAUGUUCAAUUUCAAAGAAAAACGACCUGAGUCUUGGAGCUUACUUAGAUUGCCUUUAGAAAGAGUGUGUACAAGGUGAGAGAGAAAAAGAAAUAGAUUGCUUUGGCACAAAUGGCUUGUUGGAGGAGCAUUUGUUUUAUUUAUAUAUUUCGGGCAAUUGUUUCUCCUCGGUGGCGGGAACACCUCAUACAAAUGAGAUCAUCUGUCCAGAUAUUCCCCCUGAAUUGAACGUUAUCAACACGUUGGCUCACUUUGCAUUUUCCUGAGGCUCGCCCCCCUCCUCGUAUUUGGCGGCCAUGAAUCAACUGUGAAGUUUAAUUUAGUUUGGGGGUGUGUGUGUGUGAACCGCUGUGAGGGGGAGGUGUUGCCAGGCGUGUUUGUGUGGGUGAACGUUUGUGUGUGUUUGCGCUUUUGUGUCUGUGUGUUUCAGAGGCGUGACUGUGUGUGUGUACAAUGUGUGUGUCUCAGACAGUGGGGAGGUUUUUUUUGGGCGGCGAGCGAGGCUGAGGCGAGACUGA
Coregonus sp. 'balchen' is the source of this 38815-nucleotide messenger RNA. The record is from the annotation of a GenBank genome assembly. Lineage: Eukaryota; Metazoa; Chordata; Actinopteri; Salmoniformes; Salmonidae.